This is a messenger RNA of Talaromyces stipitatus ATCC 10500, 1536 nucleotides long. Its product is annotated as kinesin light chain 1 and, putative. The transcript has 2 exons. Gene Ontology annotation, molecular function: protein binding. Lineage: Eukaryota; Fungi; Ascomycota; Eurotiomycetes; Eurotiales; Trichocomaceae. The coding region runs from base 1 to 1536 and encodes 511 amino acids. The record is from RefSeq and is a predicted model, not a curated record.
AUGAAGCUUUUCAUAAUUAUCGAUAGUCGCCUGGAUCCUGCUACAUCUACUACUCUCCUUAAACAAAUCUCCUUUCUCCCAUUAGCAAUUGCGCAGGCAUCAGCUUACAUUCUUGAAAACGGCAUCAAUUUGUCUACCUACCUUACACUGCUCCAAGAGCAGGAACAAGAUGCUGUGGAACUCCUAAGCGAAGACUUCAAGGAUCCAGGACGAUACAAAGAUAUUCAGAAUCCUGUGAUCACCUCCUGGCUAAUAUCAUUCAAACAGAUCCAACAGCAAGAUCAAUUAGCUGCUAACUAUCUAUCUUUUAUUGCCUGCAUCGAUCCGCGAAACAUUCCCCAGUCCAUACUUCCUCAAGCUGCAUCCAGAAAGCAGAAAGUCGAUGCUUUGGGGCUUUUAAAUGCAUACUCCUUUAUGAACAGCCAAGACAUGGAUAUCAAUAUGCACCGACUGGUACAUAUUGCAACCCGAAAUUGGCUUAGGAAGAAUGCGCUAUUCAGCUACUGGAUCCAAAGAGUGGCUGAUAAUAUGCAGAAUGUAUUCCCAGAUAAUCACCACACCAAACGAGGACUUUGGCGGGAAUAUCUUCCUCACGCUUUAGCAGUUGUGCAUGAAGAUGAAUUUGUGGUACAAGAGAACAAUUACUUGACUUUGACUAAGAAGGUAGCAGAUUGCCUUGCUAGUGAUGGAAGAUAUAAAGAAGCAGAGGUACUUUAUAAGAGGCUGAUGACGAUCAACCAGGAGAAAGCUGGUGCAAAACAUCCCUCCACUCUGAGCAGCAUGGCAAACCUGGCAUCAACAUUUUGGAAACAGGGUCGAUGGAAUAAAGCUGAGAAGCUGGAGUUGCAAAUAAUGGAGACAAGGAAAACCGUGCUGGGAACUGAGCAUCCUGACACUUUGACUAGCAUAGCAAACCUGGCAUCAACCUACCGAAAUCAAGGUCGAUGGAAUGAAGCUGAGAAGCUAGAGGUGCAAGUAUUGGAGACAUCUAAGACCGUGCUAGGAGCUGAGCAUCCUAAUACUCUGAUCAGCAUGGCAAACCUGGCAUCAACCUACCGAAAUCAAGGUCGAUGGAAUGAAGCUGAGAAGCUAGAGGUGCGAGUGUUGGAGGCAAGGAAGACCGUGCUAGGAGCUGAGCAUCCUGACACUUUGACCAGCAUGGCGGGCCUUGCCUAUACUUGGAAAUCUCAGGGAAAAAUGCACAAUGCCUUAACUCUAAUGAAACAAUGCUCUCACCUGAGAAACCAAGUAUUAGGGCCUAGUCAUCCGAAAUCCAGGUCAGCGUCUUGUACUUUCCUUGACUGGGUAGAUGAGCAUAAAGCAUUGUCAAAUCAAUCACCGCUCACCGGGAACAAUUGUCUGCAGCCUCUUUCAGCCUCAUCAGCCGUGCUCACCGCUUAUGUGACCCGUGGAGUGCACAUCAAUCCACCUUAUGCCCCAGCUGUUAAAUCAUUCCUUGGAAAUCACCCUCUCAUCAUAGCUGCUAGAACACCCUCGCCUAGGGCUGAAGGCCAAGACAUACAAGAUGUGGAUUAG